This is a messenger RNA of Ilex paraguariensis (yerba mate), 675 nucleotides long. The record is from the annotation of a GenBank genome assembly. Lineage: Eukaryota; Viridiplantae; Streptophyta; Magnoliopsida; Aquifoliales; Aquifoliaceae.
AUGGGCUAUGGGACGGGGUCUCCCUUCGUUUUUGUGCUCGCCCUGAGUAAUUUCUUCAAAGCAACAAAAGCUUGUGUGAGCAGUGAGGCCACUUCCCUUGGGCUUGGGCCGGCCUACGACCUUGUUUUGGGUCUCCUCUUGUUCUUGGGCUUUUUUUUAGCAGUGGGGCUACUAGUCCUUGGGCUUUACCCUGGCCAUAUAAGACUAUCCUUAGGUCUCUAUUUGUUCUUUGGUAUGUGUUUCACAGUGAGGCCACUAGUAUUUGGGCUUACCCGGCCCUAUGAGACUAUACUUGGGUCUCCACGUGUUCUUGGAUAUGUGUUUAGCAGUGAGGCCACUAGUCCCUGGGCAUGCCCCGGGCCAACCAGACUACUUUCAAUUGUCUUAGGGCUUUCCCCGAUCUUGGGUUUUUCAAGUGGGCUUGUGCUUAGCAGUGAGUCCACUAGUACUUGGGCUUACCCCUGCUCUAUGAGAUUCUACUUGGGUCUCCACUUGUUCUUGGGCUCACCUUGCUCACCGAGUCCACUUGUCUUAGGGGUCCUAUGGGCCAUGGGACUGGUUUGUGUCUCCCCUUGUUCUUGGGCUGGCCUUGGGGGUGACUCCACUUGUCCUCGGGCUCGAGCUGGGCCCGUGAACUGUUUUGGCCAUUUUUUUCUCAGAAUUUCUUCAAAGUAA